Molecule: messenger RNA, 740 nt
Organism: Catharus ustulatus (Swainson's thrush)
Lineage: Eukaryota; Metazoa; Chordata; Aves; Passeriformes; Turdidae
Gene: NME9
Product: NME/NM23 family member 9
Exons: 8
Coding region: 195-647 (150 amino acids)
Source: RefSeq, a predicted model, not a curated record
GGCAGCCUUGGGCUGCUGCCAGCUGCUGCACAAGGCCCUGGAAGGGAGCGGCCAUUAAGGUCCUGCAGCAGCACCUCGGCUCUUGGAGGAGGUGUGAGCAGAGGUUGGCCAGCACUUGGAUCCAGGUGAUUAGAAGCCAUCUGUAGUGCUUUGUGCUUGGGACAGCUGCUCAAAGGACCUGUUCCUGCAGAGGGAUGGCCGCAAAGAAAAAGGAGAUAGUGCUGCAGAUUAACGUUACUAGCCAGGAGCUUUGGGAAGAAGUGCUGUGUCUCAAAGGACUCAUUGUUGUCGAUGUGUUUCAAGCCUGGUGUGGCCCAUGCAAACCAGUAGUGAAUCUGUUCCAAAAAAUCAGGAACGAAGUUGGCAGUAAUCUCCUGCAUUUUGCUGUGGCUGAAGUUGAUUCCAUUGAUGCUCUGGAAAAAUACAGAGGACAGUGUGAGCCUGUCUUUCUCUUUUAUACAGGAGGAGAAUUAGUGGCUGUUGUAAGAGGAGCAAAUGCACCAUUGCUGCAGAAGACCAUCCUGAAACAGCUGGCAGAGGAAAGGAAGGAUUUAUGUGGAAGAGAGCCUGUGGUGGUGCCAGACAGAGCCUUCUCUAGAGAGCAGGGAAGCACAGCUCCCCUUCAGGAGGAACAGCAGAAGGACUAACAGGCUGAGCACCCAUCGGGUCCGGGAUGACAAUGGCAGUCGUGGAACAGACGCGAGUUUUUUCAAUAAAUACAAGAUUUCCGUGUGGCAGCA